AUGGCGGCGAUGACGAUGGCUGCCGUGUUAGGGCUACGGCGUCUCCUGGUGGCCGGUUCGAGCCUGAGCAGGCGGAGAUUGAGGAAUCCUCUGCUGCCUUUUGCGGUUCCUAAGCUUGAUCAUCACUUGACAUAUUCUCGCAGCUACAUACCCCGGAGAGCUGUUCUCUAUGUGCCUGCAGACGAUGAGCGAAAGAUGCAAAAGAUCCCAUCUCUCAAUGUGGAUUGUGCGGUGCUGGAUUGUGAAGAUGGCGUAGCUCUAAAUAGGAAGGUAGAAGCAAGAAUGAAAUGUGUGAAAGCACUUGAAGAAUUUGAGUUUGGUCAGACGGAGAAGUGUGUUAGGAUCAAUUCAGUGUCCAGUGGUCUUGCUGAAGAAGAUAUGAAAAUCAUUUUGGACUCCAACAUUCUUCCUACAAGCCUGAUGCUACCCAAAGUUGAAAGUGUAGAGGAAAUAAGAUGGUUUACAGAGAAAUUUGCGUGCCACUUAAAAGGCAGAACACUUGUAGAACCUAUGAAUUUCAUUCCUUUUGUGGAAACAGCAAUGGGGUUGCUCAAUUUUAAGGCAGUUUGUGAAAAAACCUUGAAGAUGGGACCCCAAGUUGGCCUUUAUUUGGAUGCAGUAGUCUUUGGAGGUGAAGAUUUUCGUGCCAGCAUAGGUUCAACGAGUAGUAAAGACACCCACGAUAUUCUUUAUGCCAGGCAAAAAAUUAUCGUCACAGCAAAAGCGUUUGGCUUGCAGGCCAUAGAUCUUGUAUAUAUUGACUUUCAGGAUGAAGAGGGUCUCCGCAAGCAGUCAAGAGAGGGUGCCUUAAUGGGCUUCACUGGUAAGCAGGUGAUUCACCCUAAUCAAGUUGCUGUUGUCCAGGAACAGUUCUCACCCAGUGCUGAAAAAAUUAAGUGGGCACAAGAACUGAUUGGAGCUUUUGAAGAACAUCAGCGCCUAGGAAAGGGUGCCUUCACUUUCCGUGGCAGCAUGAUAGACAUGCCAUUACUGAAGCAGGCCCGGAACAUUGUUACGCUUGCCACAGCCAUCAAGAAAAAAUGAUCUGCUAAAUGAACCUUCCCCCUAGGAGGGCUCUAGGAGCUGUUAAAUAAUACUCGGAGAAAGAAACAUGUAACAGUUCACACUUCAACAGAACUCUGUUUACAUAUCCUACUGCUUGCCAGAUAUUUGUCUUACUUAUUGUGGAGCAUAGUGGUAAGUUCUGCAGCCCUUUCCCUAUGAAAAACGGUUUUUUAUGACUGAACUGAAAGCAAAAUUGGUUCGUCUGGGAAAUGGGUGCAUUAAAAUCAAUUAACAACAUGGACUCUGAUUAAUUUUUGUCUCAAAAAGCCUCAAAAACCUGUAGUCGGCACUGUGAACUUGAAAUUGCGGACAGAGCUUUUGUACCUUUUCUGGUGGGAUACAAGAGAGUCUUUUGGCAGGUGCAGUUUGUCAUUCAAGAGACAGAAAAACUGCCCCUGCUUAAAAUUCCCUCUUCUAUACAAUGACCUGGUUUGCAUGUAAUGGCACCAAAUUGUGGCUUAACUAAUUAACCAAUGAUUUGCCGGCUUGCGUGCCUGGUGUAUGACACUGCUGCUUUGCAUAAUCAACCCG
Messenger RNA from Elgaria multicarinata webbii, 1596 nucleotides. It is a transcript of the gene CLYBL, whose product is annotated as citramalyl-CoA lyase. NCBI's taxonomy places the organism in Eukaryota, Metazoa, Chordata, Lepidosauria, Squamata, Anguidae. The coding region runs from base 1 to 1044 and encodes 347 amino acids. Gene Ontology annotation, biological process: regulation of cobalamin catabolic process. The transcript is spliced from 8 exons. The record is from RefSeq and is a predicted model, not a curated record. Gene Ontology annotation, molecular function: (S)-citramalyl-CoA lyase activity.